Opisthorchis viverrini is the source of this 186-nucleotide messenger RNA. RefSeq lists its product as hypothetical. The transcript has 2 exons. The record is from RefSeq and is a predicted model, not a curated record. The coding region runs from base 1 to 186 and encodes 61 amino acids. Lineage: Eukaryota; Metazoa; Platyhelminthes; Trematoda; Opisthorchiida; Opisthorchiidae.
AUGAGUGCGGAGGAGAGACUGGGCGCUGGAUGGCUUAAGUGGUUAGAGCGCCAAUUUACUGACCGAAAGGUUCAUGAUUCGAACCCGACCUCAAACUCUCGACUUCCCCUAUCUAGGCUUGGGCAACCUGGCAGUGUCCCAGCUCUCGUGCUUCCUUCGGGUAGCAUGGCAGCUUGGCACAGCUGA